UAAUUUUCCACGAGAGGUCUCCAUCAGUCACAGUCUCCUUUCAACCCUUAACGCGACCCUUCACAAUACGUUGUGAUACGAUGAGCGAUGAGGAAUGACGACGGCUGCGCCCUGCGUAUUUGCUGGCAUUUACGUUUCAGCAGUCGUCGCGAGUGGUCACGAAAAGAUCGACUGAGAGAACACUUUUUCAGGCCAGCAGCUGACAAGUUUUAAUUUGUGUGCUUGGACAUUCUUAUUAUUGUAUUCUUGUAUUACAUUCUGUGGAGAUGGCGAGUUUGAAGGUACGUGUAAAUUCACCGACGGUACGUUACUCGGAAGAUUUCAUCGAAGCGGAGUACGAAUACCGGACAACUAGCGUAGCCGAGGCCGAGGGUGAUGAUGAUGAUACGUAUACAGUGUCACCCACAUCCACGAAGUUGUUGAUCAAGACCAUGAUAAAAGUUCCUAAAUUGGGAUUGAUGUUAGCAGGCUGGGGUGGUAACAAUGGCAGCACUAUAACAGCAGCUUUAAUUGCGAAUAAGCUUAAAUUAACAUGGGAGACGAAGGAGGGUGAGAAAAUCGCAAAUUGGUACGGUUCUUUAACGCAAGCGUCCACUAUAAGAUUAGGCAGAAAAAGCAGAGGGGACAUUUAUGUUCCUAUUUCUAGUAUGCUGCCCAUGGUAAAUCCCGAUAAUAUCGAGAUUGAUGGUUGGGACAUUUCGAAUGUAAAUCUUGCUGACGCCAUGACACGUGCUAAAGUGUUGGAUGUAAAUCUACAAGUACAGUUGCGGCCUUAUAUGACGCAUAUGCAGCCUAGAAAGAGCCUAUAUUACUCUGAUUUUAUUGCAUCAAACCAGGGCGAAAGAGCAAAUAACAUCAUCAUGGGCACUAAGGCCGAGCAACUCAAAAUUCGUAACGAUAUCGUGGAAUUUAAAACUACGAAGGGCCUGGAUCAAGUAAUUGUCUUGUGGACUGCUAAUACUGAAAGAUUUUCGGAAAUUAUAACGGGUGUUAAUGAUACGGCUGAUAAUCUUUUGAAGGCAAUCAAUGAAGAUCAUACAGAGAUUAGUCCCAGCACCAUGUUUGCUGUGGCGGCAGCUUUAGAACAAUGUACUUACAUCAAUGGAUCACCACAAAAUACUUUCGUGCCAGGUCUUCUUGAGCUAGCCGAAAGGCAGAAAACAUUUAUUAGUGGUGAUGAUUUUAAAUCUGGCCAGACAAAAUUAAAAUCUGUUCUUGUAGACUUCCUCGUAUCGGCUGGCAUUAAACCAGUAUCGAUUGUUAGUUAUAACCAUUUAGGAAAUAAUGAUGGAUAUAAUUUAUCCGCACCACAACAAUUUCACUCAAAAGAGAUCUCCAAGAGCAAUGUUAUAGAUGAUAUAGUGGAAUCGAACAAGAUCCUUUAAAACCUGGAGAAAAAACGGGAUCAUUGUGUCGUUAUUAAAUAUGUUCCCUAUGUCGGCGAUAGUAAAAGAGCCAUGGACGAAUACACUUCUGAAAUCAUGCUGAAUGGUCAUAAUACUAUUGUGAUUCAUAACACAUGUGAGGAUUCACUUUUGGCGGCUCCUAUCAUUCUCGAUCUUGUAAUAUUGGCCGAGAUCUGUUCUCGUAUUACUUUCAAGAGAAUGGAUUCCGAGGAGGAUGAAGAAUUUUCCGGUUUUCAUAGCGUACUCUCCAUUCUAUCAUAUCUCUGCAAGGCUCCUUUAGUGCCGCAAGGAACGCCAGUAGUAAAUUCCCUCUUUCGACAGCGAAGUGCUAUUGAAAACAUUUUGCGAGCCUGUUUGUCUCUACCACCAGAGAAUGACAUGUUACUGGAGCACAAAGUCACUUUUAAGAUUUAAGGAAAACAUAAUGAAAUAAGAGAUGAGAAAAAAUGUAACGAAUGAAACUAAUAUAAGGCCGAAAAGUGA
Molecule: messenger RNA, 1889 nt
Organism: Nylanderia fulva
Lineage: Eukaryota; Metazoa; Arthropoda; Insecta; Hymenoptera; Formicidae
Gene: Inos
Product: Inositol-3-phosphate synthase
Biological process (GO): phospholipid biosynthetic process; inositol biosynthetic process
Molecular function (GO): inositol-3-phosphate synthase activity
Source: RefSeq, a predicted model, not a curated record